AGAAACUAUAGUGACACUGAAACUGAAGGAGAGAUUUUUAAUUCUUUAGUGCAAUAUUUUGGUGAUAAUUUGGGGCGAAAAGUUAAAGCUAUGCCAUUAGUUGAAGAAAUAUCUUUACUUGAAGAUUCAUCAGUGACUUUGCCUGUGGUAAUAAUAGGAAAUGGACCUUCAGGAAUAUGCCUUUCUUAUAUGUUAUCAGGCUACAGACCAUAUUUAUCAUCAGAAGCAAUACACCCAAAUACAGUCUUACAUAGUAAAUUAGAAGAAGCAAGACAUCUUUCCAUUGUUGAUCAGGACUUAGAAUACUUGUCUGAGGGCCUUGAGGGCCGAUCCUCCAAUCCAGUUGCAGUACUUUUUGACACACUUCUUCAUCCAGAUGCUGACUUUGGAUAUGAUUAUCCAUCUGUUUUGCAUUGGAAAUUAGAACAACAUCAUUAUAUCCCUCACUUAGUUCUUGGUAAAGGUCCACCUGGUGGGGCUUGGCAUAAUAUGGAAGGCUCCAUGUUGACAAUCAGCUUUGGAAAUUGGAUGGAGCUACCUGGACUUAAAUUUAAGGACUGGGUGUCCAGCAAACGAAGGAACCUAAAAGGGGAUCGAGUUAUGCCAGAGGAAAUAGCUCGCUACUAUAAACAUUAUGUAAAAGUCAUGGGUCUUCAGAAGAAUUUCAGAGAGAAUACUUACAUAACUUCUGUAUCAAGACUCUACAGAGAUCAAGAUGAUGAUGAUAGUCAAGACAGAGAUAUUUCAACAAAGCAUUUGCAGAUAGAGAAGUCAAAAUUUAUCAAGAGAAACUGGGAAAUCAGGGGUUAUCAGCGAAUAGCAGAUGGUUCUCAUGUUCCCUUCUGUCUUUUUGCUGAGAAUGUAGCUCUGGCAACUGGAACAUUGGAUUCUCCUGCUCAUCUGGAAAUCGAAGGGGAAGAUUUUCCAUUUGUGUUUCAUUCAAUGCCUGAAUUUGGAGCUGCUAUAAGCAAAGGAAAGUUGCGUGGCAAAGUGGACCCAGUGUUAAUUGUAGGUUCUGGGCUUACUGCGGCUGAUGCAGUACUGUGUGCUUACAACAAUAACAUCCCUGUGAUACAUGUAUUUCGCAGACGAGUAACUGAUCCAAGCUUAAUUUUCAAACAGCUUCCCAAAAAGCUUUAUCCUGAAUAUCAUAAAGUCUAUCAUAUGAUGUGUACUCAAUCAUAUUCUGUAAACUCAAAUCUUUUAUCUGAUUAUACCAGUUUUCCUGAGCACCAUGUGCUUUCCUUUAAGUCGGACAUGAAAUGUAUUCUUCAAAGCAUCUCUGGAUUGAAGAAAAUAUUUAAGCUUUCUGCAGCAGUAGUAUUGAUAGGUUCUCAUCCUAAUCUGUCUUUUCUGAAGGAACAAGGAUGUUACCUAGGCCAUAAGUCGAGUCAGCCAAUCACAUGUAAGGGCAAUCCCGUGGAAAUAGAUACAUAUACCUAUGAGUGUGUUAAAGAAGCCAACCUUUUUGCAUUGGGUCCUUUGGUUGGAGACAAUUUUGUUCGAUUUUUAAAGGGAGGGGCAUUGGGUGUUACACGCUGUUUAACUAUAAGACAGAAGAAAAAGCAGCAUUUAUUUGUUGAAAGAGGAGGAGGAGAUGGGAUAGCUUAAAGCAAGUUUACAAGAAAUUAAAUGGACAGUCUGCCAUUAAAGAUUUUUAAUAGUGGU
This is a messenger RNA of Propithecus coquereli (Coquerel's sifaka), 1668 nucleotides long. It is a transcript of the gene OSGIN2, whose product is annotated as oxidative stress induced growth inhibitor family member 2. The record is from RefSeq and is a predicted model, not a curated record. NCBI's taxonomy places the organism in Eukaryota, Metazoa, Chordata, Mammalia, Primates, Indriidae. The transcript is spliced from 5 exons. The coding region runs from base 91 to 1611 and encodes 506 amino acids.